This is a messenger RNA of Acomys russatus (golden spiny mouse), 1488 nucleotides long. RefSeq names its product keratin 12 (gene Krt12). Gene Ontology annotation, molecular function: structural molecule activity. The record is from RefSeq and is a predicted model, not a curated record. NCBI's taxonomy places the organism in Eukaryota, Metazoa, Chordata, Mammalia, Rodentia, Muridae. Bases 1 to 1458 code for a protein of 485 amino acids. The transcript has 8 exons.
AUGUCACUUUCAGUCCACACCUCUGGGAUGUCCAGGAGGUCAUCCUCACAGAACGGGGCAGCAGGCCGACCUUGGGGUGCAUCCGCUUCUAGUGUUGCCAGCGGCUAUGGAGGAACGGCCUCUGGCUUUGGCGUUGGCUAUGGGGGGCUCUUUUCUGCUGUUUCCAUGUUUGGUUGUAGCUCUGGCCUUAGCGGUGGCUCCACAGGUUCCUUGGCAGGGUUUGGCACUGCCUACGGGGGACCUCUGGGAGGUGGCCUGGGAGGGCUGGGGAUGGGGACAGGGGGAAGCUCAGGCGGUGGCUCUCUGUAUAUUGUCUCUGGCAAUGAUGGAGGGCUUCUUUCCGGUUCUGAAAAAGAAACCAUGCAGAACCUGAAUGACAGAUUAGCUUCCUACCUGGGUAAGGUCCGUGCUCUGGAGGAGGCGAAUGAAGAACUGGAAAGCAAAAUUCGAGAGUGGUAUGAAACCCAAAGGACCGGAGACUCCAGGUCCCGGAGAGAUUACAGCAAAUAUUACCCACUGAUUGAGGACCUCAAGAAUAAGAUCAUCUCUGCCAGUGUGGGAAAUGCUCAGAUCCUCUUGCAGAUCGACAAUGCAAGGCUGGCUGCCGAGGACUUCAGGAUGAAGUAUGAGAACGAGCUGGCCCUGCGCCAGACCGUCGAGGCUGACAUCAAUGGGCUGCGCAGGGUGCUGGACGAGCUGACCCUGGCCAGAGCCGACCUGGAGGCGCAGACUGAGAACCUGACUGAGGAGCUGGCCUUCAUGAAGAAGAACCACGAGGAGGAACUCCAAAGUUUCCAGGCAGGUGGUCCAGGUGAGGUCAAUGUAGAAAUGGACGCUGCACCUGGAGUGGACCUCACCAAGAUCCUCAACGAAAUGAGGGCCCAGUACGAAGCCAUGGCUGACCAAAACCGAAAAGACGCAGAGGCCUGGUUCCUUGAAAAGAGCGGAGAGCUCAGAAAAGAGAUCAGCAGCAACACCGAGCAGCUUCAGUCCAGCAAGAGCGAGGUCACCGACCUGAAGCGCUUGGCGCAGAACCUGGAGAUUGAACUCCAGUCCCAGCUUGCCAUGAAGUCAUCCCUGGAAGGCUCACUGGCUGAAACCGAGGGUGGUUACUGCUGCCAGCUGUCUCAGGUGCAACAGCUUAUAGGCAGCCUGGAAGAGCAACUCCAACAGGUGCGGGCCGACGCUGAGCGCCAGAACGCGGACCACCAGCGUCUGCUGGGCGUCAAGGCCCGCCUUGAGAUGGAGAUUGAGACCUACCGCCGGCUGCUGGACGGGGAUACCCAAGGCCACGGUUUUGAUGAAAGCUCAUCCCUUGGUGUCUCCAAACCUCAGACACCAUCAGUCGAUUCCUCUAAAGACCCAAAUAAAACUCGGAAGAUCAAGACAGUUGUGCAGGAGAUAGUGAACGGCGAAGUGGUCUCAUCCCAAGUUCAGGAACUUGAGGAAGCAAUGUAAGACCUCACACUGGUUCCUUCAGAAUGCAAC